Austrofundulus limnaeus is the source of this 1948-nucleotide messenger RNA. RefSeq names its product X-ray repair complementing defective repair in Chinese hamster cells 6 (gene xrcc6). NCBI's taxonomy places the organism in Eukaryota, Metazoa, Chordata, Actinopteri, Cyprinodontiformes, Rivulidae. Gene Ontology annotation, molecular function: telomeric repeat DNA binding; DNA helicase activity; damaged DNA binding. Gene Ontology annotation, biological process: telomere maintenance; double-strand break repair via nonhomologous end joining. The record is from RefSeq and is a predicted model, not a curated record. Gene Ontology annotation, cellular component: nucleus; Ku70:Ku80 complex.
GUUGUACGCAGUGUUUACACCAGUAAAAUCAUCAGUAGUCACAGGGACCUCAUCGCUUUGGUGUUUUUUGGCACAGAACAGAGCAAGAACCCCAGGAACUCUUUCAAACAUGUCUAUGUGUACCACGACCUUGAUGAACCUGGUGCAAAGAGAGUUCAGGAAGUGGACGCUCUGCGGGGGGAGAGAGGUUCCAAGCUGGCAGCCCAGAUGUUUGGUAGUGGGGAGACAUCAUUAGGUGAUGCCCUUUGGUGCUGYGCCAACCUCUACAGUGACAUCAAGCUUCGCCUUUCACACAAGAGGCUCAUGAUUUUCACCUGUAGGGAUAAACCACACGAAGGCGACAAUGCAAAGGACAGACAGGCUCGUACCAAGGCCARUGACCUGAAGGAGACGGGUGUUGUUAUUGAUUUAAUGCACCUGAUGAAAGACGGUGGCUUUGAUGUCUCCCUCUUCUUUCGUGACAUUGUAAGUCCACCUGAGGAUGAGAGUGAGCUGGGACUGCAGCUGGAGCCGUGUAACAAACUGGAGGACCUGCAGAAAAGGGUCCGGGCUAAGGAGCAGACAAAGAGAGCCAUGGCCAGGUUGAGCUUGUGUCUUGGCGAGGGCCUAAAUAUCGCUGUGGGACUUUAUGCAACAGCAGUACAAGCUCGGAAACCAGCUCCAGUCAGACUUUACAGAGAGACCAAUGAAUCAGUUCGCAGUAAAACUCGUACCUUCCACACUCAGACUGGCAGUUUGUUACUGCCCAGUGAGAUAAAGAAGGCACAGGUGUAUGGCAAGAAACAAAUAGUGAUGGAGAGAGACGAGGUGGACUCCAUCAAGAAAUUUGAUGACCCCAAGUUGUUUCUGAUUGGAUUCAAACCAAUGGAGAAGCUCAAACUGCAUCAUCAUAUCCGACCCUCUGUCUUCAUCUAUCCUGAGGAGCAGGAAGUGAAAGGAAGCGCAUGUCUGUUUUCAGCAUUGUUGAAGAAGUGUAGUGAGAGAAACAUUUUUGCGCUCUGCCGUUGCAUCCCCCGCCGAAACUUUCCACCUCGAUUUGUUGCCUUGGUGCCUCAGCUGGAGGAGGUUGAUGAAGGGACAGGACAGAUUACUCCACCAGGUUUUAAUGUUAUCUACCUGCCGUAUGCGGAUGACAUACGGACACUGGAUCCUCCUCGAUGUCCUCCGGCCUCACAGAUGCAGGUGGACAAGAUGAAGGAGAUUGUCUACAAGCUCCGCUUCAAAUACAGGAGUGAUGCUUUUGAGAACCCAGUUCUCCAGCAGCAUUACAGGAACCUGGAGGCCUUGGCUUUGGACAUGAAGGCUCCAGAGGACAUUGAGGAUCUUAUUAUGCCAAAGGUGGAGCAGAUUGACCACCGUCUCGGUCCUUUGGUCCAAGACUUCAAAGAUAUGGUUUACCCUGCUGAUUACAACCCAGAGACCAAAACGGCUCCUAAACGCAAAACGGCUGAUGUUGGAGGGGGUACUGAGAAAAAACCCAAAGUGGAGCUGACGGAGGUUGAACUGCGAGCCCACCUGCAGAACGGCACUCUGGGAAAGCUGACGGUUCCUCUGCUGAAGGAGGCCUGUAGGCAGUUUGGGAUUCGGACCACCGGAACAAAGAAGCAGGAGCUAAUAGAUGCUCUGACUGACAAGUUAGGUUCAUGAGGACUCAGGGUUCAGAGUCGAGUUCUUUUCACAGACCAGGUUCUGGUGGGUUCAGUUGGUCUGCAGGACACAAAGGUGUUCAGGUCUUAUUAUGGAUUAUGAUGAGCUACAGCUUUAAUCAGAUUCUGCUCAUUUCACUUUGAUAUACAAUGUUUAAUUCACAACUCUUAAAGUUGUUAUAUCUGUGUAGUUUUACUCUACAAAAAGUACCGACCCUUUAAAGCUCCUGUUGGAGACAUGUUUGUAAAAUUCAGCUACAUGUUCUGAACUGAUGCAUAUGAAAUAAAACCUUUUGUUGUAA